UCUCUCUCCUUUGACAUUAUAUAUACACUCAAAUCUCGCUAUAACGAGAAGUUCGGGAGUUAAGUCUCCCUCUAUUACGAGCACAAGAGGAGAAAUAAAAAACCCCCACUUUGGAGAUUCUUCAUUCAUUUUUUUAGUGCGUGAAUGUGUGAGUGUAUACAAAGUUAUGUAAUUUGCACGCGAUUUAAACAACGUGAAUACAGUCCAUGGUUGGUUAUGUGAUAUAUCAAAAUAUGUAAACAAAUUCAUGAAAUACAUUUAUUCUUUUUGAAAUUAAUGUAUAUAAUAAAGUUUUAUGCAAGAUUUUAAAUAGUGUUAAACUAUGGCUUCUGCUUCUAAGAAAAUAGCUAGACGUAAGUCUCUAAGUUUGAAAGAGAAGAUAGAAAUUAUAAAUAAAAUUGAAAAUGGAAACUCAAAUCACAAACUGUGCAAGGAGUACGAUGUCAACAGUUCGACCAUCUCAACUAUUUUAAAAAUGAAAGAAAAACUUAAAACAUAUUAUGCAGAUAUAAAUGCUUUUGGUGGUAACGUGAAAAGAAAAAGAGCUAACAAACCCGAAUAUGAACUUCUAGAAAAGGUCGUAUAUGAUUGGUUAUGCCAGAAAAGAACCAUCGGGGAACCAGUGAGUGGUCUAAUUCUGCAGGAAAAAGCGAGGAUUUUCUAUUCAACCUUAAAACUUCAUGAGAAAAUAUCAGACCAAGGACAUGAGUUUAAGGCGAGUGAUGGCUGGUUGUCCAGAUUUAAAGACAGGUACAAUCUUCGUACGCUUCAACCGAAAGGAGAGAAAGCCUCAGCUGAUACCGUGGCGAGCGAGAACUUUGUCUCAGAAUUCAACGAAUUUCUAGAAAAGAAUAAUUACCAACUUGAAAAUAUUUAUAAUGCUGAUGAGACUGGGUUGCAAUACAGAUCCUUGCCUGAUAAGACCUUGGUAUUGUCAAAUGAAGAGGAAGUAGCUGGGCGUAAACCAAUGAAAGAGCGCUUGACAAUAAUGGUGUGUGCCAAUGCCACUGGAUCACAUCGUAUACCACUUUUGGUCAUUGGUAAAUCUGCAAAGCCAAGGUGUUUUAAAAAAAAUCAACAGUUGCCGUUAAACUAUACCAAUCAAAAGAAAGCAUGGAUGAACGCCCAGAUUUUCAAACACUGGUUUAUAGAUAUCUUUCUUAAAAACGUCCGGGAAUUAAAACCUGAUGCAAAAAUCAUUUUGCUGCUUGACAACGCUCCGACACACCCAUCAGCCCAGGAGUUAAAUUUAAUUGACGAAAAAUGUACCGUGAUAUAUCUCCCUCCAAAUGUCACGAGUCUUAUUCAGCCCAUGGAUCAAGGGGUAAUUUCUGCCAUGAAAAGGCAUUAUAAAAUGGGAUUUUUACGUGAGACACUCGCAUGUGAACAUAGUACUAAUUUUGAUUUUGUUCAAUUUGUGAAGAAAUGGACCGUGCUGGAUUGCAUGAACGUUUUGAGAGAGGCUUGGAUUUCAUUAACGCCAAACACACUUCGAAAUUCUUGGAAAAAACUAAUAAAUCCGGCUUCACUUCUCAACGGGAUGACUCUUCAAUCAAACACCGAAUUAACGAUUUCAAACAAUGAACUUGUAAACCUGGUUAAUCGCUUACCAGGAGGAUCUGUAUAUUCGUCAGGAGAUGUCACAAAUUGGCUUGAAAAAGAGGAUGAAGUAAAUUUACCUCUCUUUAAAGUUAUAAGUGAUGAAGAACUUCUAAAUAGACAUGCUGAUUUGAACUUGCCGAUACCUAUGGAAAAUGAAACUCCAGAUUCCUGUAAUGAGGAUGAAGAACUUGAAGAAACUAUUGAUGAAUUAGCAACUCAACCUUCAAUUCUUAAUGCUGCUCAAUGUAUUGUUAACUGGACUCGAGGACUUUCAGAAUUUACUGAAGAAGAACGCCUAAUAUUCAUUAAAGCCCGAGAUCUUGCCCUAAAUGUUACACUCAAUCAAGCUAAAAAUGUUUGACAGAGUUGUAUUUCUUAGAUAUAUUUCACAUUUUCAACAAUAAUGGAUUGUGAAAAACGUAUUUAAAUUAUUCAUUUUAAAAGUUUAAUUGGUUAUUUAAUUUUUAUUUAAAAAUAUAUUUAGUUUUUUAGUUCUAUUUAAAAGUUUAUUGAUAAAAGAGUUGGCUAAUUUGCAAAUUAAAUUAGUUAUUUAGAAGUAUAUUGCCAAAAGAGUUAUUAUGUUUUAUAAAAAUUAAUAUUAAUAAGUAAUAAUAAGUUUUUAUUAUAAAAUUGUAACG
This is a messenger RNA of Leptopilina boulardi, 2240 nucleotides long. Its product is annotated as jerky protein homolog-like. Gene Ontology annotation, molecular function: DNA binding. NCBI's taxonomy places the organism in Eukaryota, Metazoa, Arthropoda, Insecta, Hymenoptera, Figitidae. The record is from RefSeq and is a predicted model, not a curated record. Gene Ontology annotation, cellular component: nucleus. The transcript has 4 exons. Bases 323 to 1963 code for a protein of 546 amino acids.